AUGAUAUAUGGGGAUUGGAAGAAGGCUUAUGAGAAGUUGCUAGCAUUGUUUAAUGCAAUGAAAGCAGCUAAUCCAGGUAUGCAUUAUGAGUACAUCCCAAAACCGGAUGAAUGGAGGAAUGGGAGACAGAUUUUCUUCCGUGCUUUCUGGUGUUUUCCGCAGUCCGUGGAGGCCUUCAGGCAUUGUCGGCCGGUGUUUUCCAUUGAUGGUACAUUUCUCCUCGGCAAGUAUAUGGGCACACUAUUGAUAGUCAUUGCAUGUGAUGCUAACAAUACGUUGGUUCCUCUGGCGUUUGCUUUGGUGGAGAGGGAGAACAAAGACAGCUGGGGAUGGUUCUUGCGACUUGUUCGGAGACAUGUUGUAGGCCCUAGCAGAGAGGUUUGUGUCAUUUCAGAUAGGCACCAUGGUAUACUUAGUGCUGUAGAGGAGCAGAUUCCAGGCUACCCACCGUUGCACCACCAUUGGUGCACUCGUCACCUUGCCGAGAAUUUGUUUAAGAAAGAUGGUGACAAGGACAACUUUGCACUAUUUGAGUUAGUAGCUCCACAGUUGGAGGUGCAAUUAUUUGGGGAGAAAUUUGAGCAAUUAAAGACGGCCACAAAUGAACAAGGCAGGAGUUGGGUUAGAAGACUGCUGAGGCACCGUGAGAAAUGGACAAGAGCUUACGAUGAAGUUGGCUGGAGGUAUUCAUUUCAGAUUAGCAACAUGGCCGAGUCUUUUAACAGUGUGCUCAAGGGUAUACGUGGCAUGCCAGUAAAUGCUAUUGUAGAGUUCACAUUCACAAAGAUGGCGCUACCCCAACUGCUGGAGCACUACUAUGAGGAGAACCAUCGAGGACGACGCAUUGCAGCGGGGGAGGUAAUGCCCCUCCUUCGUCCUCGAACCCAUGAUAGGUUCUUUGACAUGCGGUACGACGACAGGUACACCCCUCUGUUGCAGAGGGCUGGCCUGGACGUUGUAUCGUACCAGGUUCACCGCGGGUUGCCUGAAAUCAACCCCGCGGCGAUCACAGCUUUGGUGGAGGCCGGAAACUCAUAG
Messenger RNA from Panicum virgatum (switchgrass), 1038 nucleotides. RefSeq lists its product as uncharacterized. The coding region runs from base 1 to 1038 and encodes 345 amino acids. The record is from RefSeq and is a predicted model, not a curated record. The transcript has 4 exons. NCBI's taxonomy places the organism in Eukaryota, Viridiplantae, Streptophyta, Magnoliopsida, Poales, Poaceae.